AUGGGACAGAUUUUGGGUAGAGAUGGGAUGGUGGCCAUUGUGUGUAGGCCAAUGAUAAACAACACAAUCUCAGGACCCUCCCACUUGCAGAGCCAGUGUGAGCCACUGAGAGAGAGAUUGGACAGCUUCUCUAGCAGGAGCUCAAUGGGCCUCUUGAACCACAAAAAACAGGUCUGCCCACAACCGGGGGGUGUGGGGGACCAUGGCCUGUUGACGUGCCCAAAUUUAUUUCUGUCUUCAGCUUCUCCAAUUUUGCUUGAUUUUCAUCCACCUGCAAAACGCUCACGAGGAGAAUCUUCUCUCUCAGUGGGCCCCGUCAAAACCUCUCCAUACCAUCUGAAUCUGCCCUCUGGCUGCAGUCUCUUUUCUUUUCCCAUCACUACUCUCCACCUUCGGGCAGGGUUUGAGGGGGAACCUGACAAGUGGGUUAAUUGGAUCAAUUAUGGGAUGUCGCAUCCACCUAUCGUUGUCCUUGGUGAUUUCUCUUCUGGUUGA
This is a messenger RNA of Sphenostylis stenocarpa, 495 nucleotides long. NCBI's taxonomy places the organism in Eukaryota, Viridiplantae, Streptophyta, Magnoliopsida, Fabales, Fabaceae. The record is from the annotation of a GenBank genome assembly.